Messenger RNA from Adineta steineri, 489 nucleotides. The record is from the annotation of a GenBank genome assembly. NCBI's taxonomy places the organism in Eukaryota, Metazoa, Rotifera, Eurotatoria, Adinetida, Adinetidae.
AUGAUACAUUCGACUAAUGUUUCAAAUUCUAAUGAUAGUACUGAUAAAUAUUCACGAAUAUCAAAAUCAUAUCAUAAAAGAAAAAAAUACCGAAAAUUUCAUCAUAAAUAUCGAUUAGGAAAUAAUUUGAAUACAUCAUCUAAAAGAAAUGAUUCUGAUCAAUCAUCAUUAGAUACAAAUCAAAUUGAUAAUAAGAUACCGUUUGAUACAAGUUCUAUGAUACGAGAUCAUUUAUAUAUUUCUAUUAUUGGUCUUCUUUGUUUUUUUCCAACCGGUAUUUUUGGUUUAAUACGUGCUAUGCAAGCUUAUGAAAUGAAAAGACCAUCAUCUCUUGUCUACUGGCCAAAAUUAGCUGCUAUUUAUGGACGACAUGCUCUUCGUUGGGCUAUUCUUUCAAUUCUGAUUGGAACUAUCCUAUGGAUUAUUUUUAUUAUUUAUCGUCUUUUACGAGAACAACAUCCUCUUUGGAAUGCAUACUAUCAAGAAUGA